GAGCAAUCAGUUCGGGACUUUAUACUCUACGCACUUCUUUUCUAUCUCCUUUCCCCUUUCUUCCACAACCCCAUAUCUCAACCCACGUCAUGUCCCCUUCAAUCUCCAUUCUCAAUCAACCACAUCCCCCCGCCCUCGAACCAUUUCGGGCUACCGUUCCCCCGGUGCUGACCCGGUUGCUGCAUCAUCCCGAAUACUUUCCCAUCCGCACCUGGUCACGCAUUUUCAAGUCCGACUCAGGUGAGGAUGGCUAUUUUGCCAGGACACUAGCCUCCCCAUUGACGAUUCCCCAUGUCUGCACCCUUCGUCGCCAACCGGAACUGCUCGCACCCCUCCCUGAUAUUGCUCCUGUCUGGCCCGCUCCCAACUCGGUGUCUCAGAUUGAGAACCCUGAUCUCUACUUUGUCCUGCAGCUAGCCACGCCAGGGAUCUCCGGGCAUCCCUCCACCGCUCAUGGCGGUCUGUUGGCGACCUGCAUCGAUGAGGCCAUGUCCUAUGCCGUCGCAUUGCACGCCCCCGAGACAGGCGCCGCCGGCGCUCUCUCCGCCCACCACCCGCGCGGCAUGCUGUACACUGCCCAGCUGGACAUUCGUUAUCGCGCACCCGUCGCCGUCCCGGGCUAUGCGCUUGUCCAGGCCAAGGUAUUGGCGCGGGUAGGUCGCAAGUUCUGGGUGCAUGCUCAAAUCCUACAGCCAGGCGAGGCGGACGAGGACCCGCUCCGCGUCACAACCGAUGCAAUUGCCUUUUGGCUUCAAACGAAAGCAGCCUUGUGAAUUGCGUGGCGUCUCAGGUGCGGUUCUAAAGAGUUCAAGGCCUCGCACAGCAAAG
Aspergillus japonicus CBS 114.51 is the source of this 828-nucleotide messenger RNA. Its product is annotated as PaaI family thioesterase. The coding region runs from base 90 to 773 and encodes 227 amino acids. Lineage: Eukaryota; Fungi; Ascomycota; Eurotiomycetes; Eurotiales; Aspergillaceae. The transcript has a single exon. The record is from RefSeq and is a predicted model, not a curated record.